UCCCUUGUACAUUAGUAAAGUGUUUUGUAUCACUUUACAAUCCAAUGGUAAUAAACCUUCAUUAAUCGUAAUAAACGGCCCCAAGGGUUUCUUCCUUUCUUCUUCAAACUCAUUUAUUCUUUGACCUAUUUUCUUUUCUUUUUUCUGCCUUCUGCAUAUCAAUGGUGACAAAGUUGAAUGGUCGAGCUCUUCGACUGACAUCCGUCAUCUUUGUAAUCAUUUGUCUAACCUUCUUACUUCGUUAUGUAAUGAAUCUGGAGCAACAAAUGAACUUACGGAAAGAGCAAGAAGAAGAACAAGCGCGACUAUCGUUGAAAGAGGAAAAAGAAAAGGAAAUGCAGUUGAGGAUUGAUAUGGCAUUAGAAAGAGAAAGAGAAAGAUUGGAAGAAGUCAACGAAAGAAGAGCCAUACUAGAACCACAGCUGUCUUUACAAAAUACAAAUAUAAAAGAUUUGCAAGAACGAUAUUUUUUGGCUAUUCCAUCACCUAUUCCCGAAUGGUCAGAUUCAACGCUUGAAUUACUGACAUCCCCAUUGGGUCAACAAAUCAAAGCGGACCUAUUGACUGUACCUGAAAUUUUUCCAGAUUUCAAAACUUUAACUACCCAGGAACGUGUUUUCAAAUCAGUUUUUCAAUAUCUAGACCCUAUUUUGGCAGAAGGCAAAAUAGAUGUAACAACAGAUCCACGAUAUAAGCCUAUCUGGGACUUUUACAAAUCCCUGGAAACCACAAUUUAUCCUUGGAUACAACCUUACUGGAAGAGCGUCUUUGACAUUAAUAACAGAAAAAAGGAGGAUAAGGAUGACAGUAACAGCGACAUUGGUAAAAGUAAAAGAGGCAUAGUUAUGUGUGUAGGCAAUGGUCAAUUUCAACACGCCGCUUCAUCUGUAAAGGCUAUCCGUGAAAUUUUGAAAUCGGAUUUACCCAUCGAGAUAUUCUACAUCAAUACGUAUGAUCUGGCAAAAGAGUACAUAGAUUUUUUUAAUGCGAUACCCCAUGUUUCUACCCAUGAUAUUUCGAAACGUAUCGACAACUACUAUACACAAUUUGGUGGUUGGGCGCUUAAGCCUUAUGCCAUCUUGGCUAGUCAGUUCCAAGAAGUCAUCUUAAUGGAUGCAGAUGUCUUUAUGUUCAAGAAGCCUGAGACAUUUUUUGAGGAUGACGGAUAUAAGGCAACGGGUGCCCUUUUCUUUUUGGAUCGAACUUUGUUCAACAACUACCACCAAGGACGUAAAUGGUUGAAAUCAUUUUUACCCACACAUAGCACUUAUGUUAAGCAGUCAAGAUGGUGGAAAACCACUUCAACCCAUGAGCAAGAGUCUGGUAUUAUUGUGAUAGAUAAGAAGAAAGCUCUCUUUGGAUUGUUAGCAACAUGUAAAAUGAAUGACAAGCAGGAAAGAGAUAAGGUAUCUUAUACACAUUCAUAUGGUGACAAAGAGACCUUCUGGAUUGGUUUUGAGAUGAUGCAAACACCUUAUGCUUUUGUCAAAUCUCAUGGCGCUGUUAUUGGCGGUUUAGGAGACGCAGGUGCAGAGGGAACAGUCUGCGGUAAUCAAUUACACUUGGACCUAAGGGAUAAUCGGCCAUGGUGGUGGAAUGGUGGCAUACUGAGAGACAAGAAUAAAUGGGAUGAUCGAUAUUUAAAGUUCACACAUUAUGCUGAAGGUGAAGAUUGGCAGUUUGAGACAUCUUGCAUUAAAGAAAAGGACAAAAUCCGUGAGUUAAGCACACAGGAGAAGCAGAUCGGCGCCUUGCUGAUAAAAAUGGAUAAAGAGCUCAAAGGGCGUUCAUAGACAGUAGAAACAACACACUUUAUUAGCAUAUUCUUUUAUUGUUCGUACCCUACACAUACUGAAUCGAAAUUGAAGCAUUUUAAGUUUUGGGCCGCUGCUUUUGAUAUCACAUACACAAGUUGUAUGUUUAUAGUGUGUUGACAUUUGGUUAUAAUAAUUGCUCGGGUCCUGCCUGUCAUGACUAAAAGAAAACUCUUAAACUCUUAAAAAGCUCUGUGUAAUUGUCAUUCCUUCUAACUAAUUGUACGGCUCCAACGAUUCUUUCAGAAUGAUAUUAUACGUCUUCCAGCGAGUGAAGGAACGAGAAAAAUAAUCAUCAAUAACUUGACAGUUCGUCAGCCUUUUCCUGCCAUUGACCUG
Messenger RNA from Mycotypha africana, 2153 nucleotides. RefSeq names its product mannosyltransferase putative-domain-containing protein. Gene Ontology annotation, molecular function: alpha-1,3-mannosyltransferase activity. NCBI's taxonomy places the organism in Eukaryota, Fungi, Mucoromycota, Mucoromycetes, Mucorales, Mycotyphaceae. The coding region runs from base 162 to 1793 and encodes 543 amino acids. Gene Ontology annotation, cellular component: Golgi apparatus. The record is from RefSeq and is a predicted model, not a curated record. Gene Ontology annotation, biological process: protein O-linked glycosylation. The transcript has 4 exons.